UAGCUUAUUUCCUCGAAUCAUGGUUGCUAUUGAACAUCGUUCGAAAUCUUCGACUACUACUUUACUGUCACCAUCGUCGACCUCAUCAACCUCCUCGAAUGCCACGGCAGCCAGCGUUAGUACAUCAUCAACUAAAUCUACUACAACAAUAACAGUCAAGAAAAUGACCGAUCUUUCAGCUUCGUCAACAUCAAAAAGUGCCAUUAAUCAACGUCAAGUCGAUGCGAAAAUAACCAAAAAGUCCCACAAGGAUCCGAACCCUCGUGAAGUAGCAAAACGUGGACUUAAAUUGGAUUUAACAACUAGCAAGGAUUUGAAUGACUAUAAUCUAAAAUCGCCUAAAUCACCAAUAGUGGCGCGUCUACCCCAUCAAACAUCGUUAACAUCAUCGACAGAUGUGGUUGAGGAUCGUAAAACAUUACGUGAAGCAUUAUAUCAGGGUAUAUUUCAUCGUCAUCGACGUACCAUAUUUGCCGUUGGCAGCUUUCUGCGUAUGCUGCGUAGCCGAAAUUCGCAAUACAAUACCAUACGCAGCUCAUCGGAAGCGGAAGACGAAGUUAGAUAAAAAUAAAUAAGCAAAAUUCUAUUAUUUCGAUAUAUAUUUAUAUUAUACAUCAAAAAUUCAGUUCAAAUGUUUUAAGUGUGAAAAAAGUCUCGGAAAAGUGAAGAGAAAAUAAUAAUAAUAAGGGAACGGUAUAACAAAGACAGGAAAAACAAAUA
This is a messenger RNA of Glossina fuscipes, 720 nucleotides long. RefSeq names its product metabotropic glutamate receptor-like protein P. The record is from RefSeq and is a predicted model, not a curated record. NCBI's taxonomy places the organism in Eukaryota, Metazoa, Arthropoda, Insecta, Diptera, Glossinidae. The transcript has 2 exons. The coding region runs from base 20 to 565 and encodes 181 amino acids.